Gopherus flavomarginatus (Mexican gopher tortoise) is the source of this 2250-nucleotide messenger RNA. RefSeq names its product zinc finger protein 454-like. Gene Ontology annotation, molecular function: DNA-binding transcription repressor activity, RNA polymerase II-specific. The record is from RefSeq and is a predicted model, not a curated record. The transcript is spliced from 5 exons. Bases 1 to 2250 code for a protein of 749 amino acids. Lineage: Eukaryota; Metazoa; Chordata; Testudines; Testudinidae. Gene Ontology annotation, biological process: negative regulation of transcription by RNA polymerase II.
AUGGAGGCAAGUGUGGGGCAGACAUCCACUAAGGACCCUGGCCACGUUCGCUCCCAACACACCCAGCGGCAGCUGGGCCCGCGGAGCCGGAGGGCGGCGCACCCCAGCGGGGGAAGGUGGCUCCGGCUGGGCGCCAGGACGCGGCUGGCAGAGGCGGGCGGGCUCCCGGGAAGACGCGCGGCCCGCGGAGGGGCGGAACUGCUGCCUCGGGAGCCUCCGGCGCGGCGGCUGCAAACGCGCCUCGCUCGCCUGAGCCCGGGGCAGCUGCGGCCUUUGUGCGUCUGCAGCGGGCUCGGCUCGGCUGGGCUAGUCCCUCCUGCGCGGCGGCCAGGCCGGGCCGGGCUCCGUGGCGAGGGGCCCGAUAGCGGGGAGGCUGCAGCCGAGAGAGCGAAGCUGCCGCUGCCCGAUGCCGGCCGGGGCAUGGCUGGGGCGCGCUGCGCUCAGGCUCCAGUCACAUUUGACGACGUCGCUGUCUAUUUCUCCGCGGAGGAGUGGGAGGAGCUAGUGGAGUGGCAGAAGGAGCUGUACAAGGACGUGAUGAGGGACAACUACGAGGCUUUGAUCUCCCUGGGACAUGCUGCUGCUAAACCUGACAUUAUCUGGCUGAUUGAACGUGGGGAAGAGCCAUGUGUCAAGGGUCACAAGGACUCGGGGAGUGGAAAAGCUUUUAACUUCAUCUCAGUUGCUGAGAUCAGGGCGAAGAAGGAGACUCAUCCACAGGAGACUCUCAGGGAAUUGGAAGUGCCCAGGCUGUUAGCAGGGGGAGCCACAGAACGUGGCCUCCAGAGCUCGGACAGGGAAUUAGCCUGUCAGGUUCAGUCCAGCUCAGAAGAUCAUCGGGGAAACUCUGCCAGAAGUGGAGUGGAGCCACCUCCUCCUUGGCAAAGCGGGCUCACUGCAACCACCUGGCAACGCCGCUGCCUGGGAUGUGAGCAGGCGGCUCCUUUUGAGCUCUCUGGGGGAUGCCUGCGUGAGGCUGAGGACAGGUUCUGGCCCUUGGAUGUCCUGGCUCCCCAGCCAUUCACUCCUGCAGAGACUCUGUAUAAAUGCAUCCAGUGUGAGAAAUGGUUCACUCACCUGCCAGCUGCAGGCGGUCACAGCGGGAACCCCGUGGGAGCAGAGCCCUCCAUGUUCCCCAAGUGCAAGGGGAGCCGUGGGGAGAGCUCUCAUCUUAGUGCAUGUCAGAGAAUCCCCCUAGGAAAGACCCCCUGUCUGUGCGCUCGGUGUGAGCAAAGCCCAGCCCAGCCCCUGUCCCAGAGAAUCCCCCCACGAGAGACCCCCUGUCUGUGCACUCGCUGUGAGCAAAGCCCAGCCCAGCCCCUGCCCCAGAGAAUCCCCCCAGGAGAGACCCCUUGUCUAUGCGCUCGCUGUGAGCAAAGCCCAACCCGGCCUGCACCCCAGGAAAUCCCCCCAGGAGAGAUCCUCUGUCUGUGCACUCGCUGUGAGCAAAGCCCAGUCCGGCCUGUGCCCCAGAGAAUCCCCCCAGAAGAGCGACUGUAUAGGUGCCCCGAGUGCGAAAAAAGCUUCUGCUACAAGCAGGAAUACACGUGGCACCAGAGAGCCCACCUUGGUGGUAGGCUCCAUAAAUGUAGUGGGUGCGAGAAAAGCUUCCGCUCCAAGCAGGAGCUGGUUUGGCACCAGCGGGCCCACGCAGCGGAGAGGCCAUACAAGUGCAGUGAGUGUGAGAAGAGCUUCCACUACAAGCAAGAAUUUGCCUGGCACCAGAGAGCUCACCUGGGCAACAGGCCGUACAAAUGCCCCACCUGCGAUAAGCACUUCCGCUACCAGCAAGAGUUCACAUGGCACCAGCGGAGCCAUGCUGGGGAAAAGAGCUACAAGUGCCUGGGCUGUGAGAAGAGCUUCCGCUACAAGCAGGAAUUCAUGUGGCACCAGAGGAUCCACGCGGGGGAGAACUCCUACCGAUGCCUCACGUGCCAGAGGACCUUCCGCUGCAAGCAGCAGUAUACGAGCCACCAGAGGGUCCACAGUGGGGAGAGGCCCCAUAGAUGCUCCGAGUGUGGUAAGAGCUUCAGCCGGAAUUCAGCUCUUCUUAAGCACCAGCGACUCCACACCGGGGAGGGACCUUACCGCUGUCCUGACUGCGAGAAAAGCUUCAGCCAGAGCACAAACCUUCUCCAACACCAGAGAUCCCACGCACGCAGGAGAGCCCGGCUGGAUGAGCAGAAGCCUUCCGAGGGGAGGCAACCCCAGCAAGGCCCAAACAAGGCUGCGGGCAGAGAGACCCUGUAA